This is a messenger RNA of Sinocyclocheilus anshuiensis, 2788 nucleotides long. Its product is annotated as glycogen phosphorylase, liver form-like. Bases 39 to 2603 code for a protein of 854 amino acids. Lineage: Eukaryota; Metazoa; Chordata; Actinopteri; Cypriniformes; Cyprinidae. Gene Ontology annotation, molecular function: pyridoxal phosphate binding; glycogen phosphorylase activity. Gene Ontology annotation, cellular component: cytoplasm. The record is from RefSeq and is a predicted model, not a curated record. Gene Ontology annotation, biological process: glycogen catabolic process. The transcript is spliced from 20 exons.
GUGACCACAGGCGCUCGGUGUAACCGCUGAUCUUCAGGAUGGCGACUCCUCUAACGGACCAGGAGAAGCGCAAGCAGAUCAGCAUCAGAGGGAUCGUCGGUGUGGAGAAUGUGGCAGAGCUGAAGAAGGGCUUUAACCGGCACCUGCACUUCACGCUGGUCAAAGACAGGAACGUCACGACGCCGCGCGAUUAUUAUUUCGCGCUCGCGCACACGGUGCGUGAUCACCUGGUGGGCCGCUGGAUCCGAACACAGCAGUUCUACUAUGAGGCCGACCCGAAGCGUGUAUAUUACCUGUCACUGGAGUUCUACAUGGGUAGGGCGCUCCAGAACACCAUGAUUAAUCUGGGUCUGCAGAACGCCUGUGAUGAGGCUAUCUACCAGCUGGGGUUGGAUAUGGAGGAUCUGGAAGAGAUGGAAGAAGAUGCCGGAUUAGGCAACGGAGGGCUGGGAAGAUUAGCUGCUUGUUUUCUUGACUCCAUGGCGACUCUGGGUCUGGCUGCUUAUGGAUAUGGGAUUCGAUAUGAGUAUGGAAUCUUCAACCAGAAAAUCAAAGAUGGCUGGCAGGUUGAGGAGGCGGAUGAUUGGUUGAGGUAUGGUAACCCCUGGGAGAAAGCCCGUCCUGAGUUCAUGCUGCCCGUGCAUUUCUAUGGCCGUGUAGAGGAAGAGGAUGGGAAGGAGCCGAAAUGGGUCGAUACACAGGUGGUCCUGGCCAUGCCGUACGACACGCCAAUCCCUGGAUACAUGAACAACACGGUGAACACAAUGCGCUUGUGGUCUGCGCGCGCACCCAACGACUUCAACCUGCGAGACUUUAAUGUUGGUGAUUACAUUCAGGCAGUUUUGGACCGUAACUUAGCAGAAAACAUUUCCCGCGUACUCUAUCCAAAUGACAAUUUCUUUGAAGGAAAGGAGCUGCGGUUGAAGCAGGAAUAUUUUGUGGUGGCAGCGACUUUACAAGAUGUGAUUCGGCGCUUUAAGACUUCAAAGAGGAACUGCUCUGGACCGUUGUCAUUUGACAGCUUCCCUGAUAAGGUUGCUAUCCAGUUGAAUGAUACUCAUCCUGCUAUGGCCAUCCCUGAGCUGAUGAGGAUAUUUGUGGACAUUGAGAAACUAGACUGGGACACAGCCUGGAAUAUCACUAAACAAACGUUUGCAUACACAAACCACACGGUUCUGCCUGAAGCUCUGGAGCGCUGGCCGGUCGAACUGAUGGAGAAACUUUUACCCCGACACCUGCAGAUCAUAUACAGGAUCAACCAAAUACACUUGGAUCAUAUAGCAUCUCUGUUUCCAGAUGAUAUGGAUCGAAUCUGCAGGAUGUCUCUGAUCGAGGAGGAAGGGGGAAAGAGAGUAAACAUGGCUCAUCUCUGCAUUGUGGGCUCACACAAAGUCAAUGGAGUUGCAGAGAUUCACUCCGACAUCAUCAAAAGAGACGUAUUCCGAGACUUCAGCGAGCUUGAACUGGAGAAAUUUCAGAAUAAAACAAAUGGCAUCACACCACGACGCUGGCUGCUUCUCUGCAACCCAGGACUCGCUGAUCUGAUCGCAGAGGCUAUUGGUGAAGAGUAUGUGAAAGAUCUAAAUCAACUGCAGAAGCUGAAUGAUCUGGUUGACUACGAUGCUUUCAUCCGAGAUGUAGCCAAAGUCAAACAGGAUAACAAGCUGAAGUUUGCACAGUAUUUAGAGAAGGUGUACAAGGUGGACAUAAAUCCCGCAUCCAUGUUUGAUGUCCAUGUGAAAAGAAUCCAUGAAUACAAACGACAGCUGCUCAACUGCCUCCACGUCAUCACCAUGUACAACCGCAUCAAAAGGAGCCCCAUUAAACCGUUUGUACCACGGACUGUGAUUAUCGGUGGAAAGGCUGCUCCUGGAUAUCACAUGGCAAAGAUGAUCAUUAAGUUGAUCACCUCCGUCGCUGAUGUUGUGAAUAACGAUCCUGUGAUCGGCCGUAAACUGAAGGUCAUUUACCUGGAGAACUACAGAGUGUCACUGGCAGAGAAAGUGAUUCCAGCUACAGACCUGUCAGAGCAGAUCUCCACUGCAGGGACAGAGGCUUCUGGGACAGGAAACAUGAAGUUCAUGCUGAAUGGGGCGCUGACCAUUGGCACUAUGGAUGGUGCCAACGUGGAGAUGGCAGAAGAAGCCGGAGAAGAAAACCUCUUCAUCUUUGGCAUGAGGGUGGAAGAUGUAGCAAAGAUGGAUAAAGAAGGCUAUGAUGCAUUACAAUAUUAUGAGAGUCUUCCAGAGCUGAAACAAGCCAUAAAUCAGAUUAAAAGUGGCUAUUUCUCACCGAAACAGCCUGAGAUGUUCAGUGACAUCAUCAACAUGCUGUUCCAUCAUGAUCGGUUUAAAGUUUUCGCAGACUACGAGUCUUACGUGAAGUGUCAAGAGAGAGUCAGUGCUCUGUAUAAGGAUCAGAGAGAGUGGACUCGUGUGGUAAUUAAGAACAUUGCGGCAUCUGGAAAGUUCUCCAGUGACCGCACCAUUAAAGAGUACGCCACUGAGAUCUGGGGAGUGGAGCCCACUGACCUGAAGAUUCCUCCACCCAGUGAACCACGUGAAGCUCUGGAGGAAACCGCUCGCGCCCUGCGCAAGAACUGAACACGUCAGCAUAGUGUCAUAGGAUCAUGAGAAGACUUGUUACAUUCAUUAAUAUAAUUAGCCUACUUAGUAUGAAUUCAUUUUUAGUUUUUGCUUUCAAGUUUUUUAAAUGUUCAUGCAUGACUUUCUAAAGGAGUGCCUUGUACUAGCAAAAAGCUCAAAUAAAUCUCAUAUUUUCAUUCAAC